Molecule: messenger RNA, 801 nt
Organism: Cavenderia fasciculata
Lineage: Eukaryota; Evosea; Eumycetozoa; Acytosteliales; Cavenderiaceae
Exons: 2
Coding region: 1-801 (266 amino acids)
Cellular component (GO): mitochondrion
Source: RefSeq, a predicted model, not a curated record
AUGUUAAGAUAUAUAGUUAAAAAUGGAAUUGGUUUAAGAUCAGUGAUCAUUGUAAACAAUGCUUCUUCAUCUACCACCACUGCCACAUUUGUACCAUCAACAACUACUUCAUCAUCAUCAUCAUCAUCAUCAUCACCAUUUUAUAAAUCAUCACAAUACAACACAUAUAGAUAUUAUAGCACCGAUGUUGCUGCUGAAUCAACAACAGGCAAGGAAGGAGAAAAUAAUCAAUCAUCAGAACAACAAGAACAACAAACACCACAAGAAGAAACUACAGUUGCCACCGAACCACAAGAUCAACAAGUUACUCUUCAAAAUGCAGAGGAACAUUUCCAAUUAUUACAACAACAAAGAAAUCAAUUGAUACAAAACUUAAUAUUUGAAAUCCCAACCGUCAACAACUUUAUCACUACCACCGAGAUCAUGGGCAAAGUAUUCCCAGAUGCAACUGAUGAAACUCGUCCAAAAUCAAUUGAAGAGUUGGUCAUCCCCUUUUCAGAGUAUGACAAGGCUCCAAAGAUUGCUACCUUACCAUACUAUAGAUUCACUGAACAAAGAGAUGGAUACAAUGUUGAAACAUUCUUAAAGAAGAUUGGUCGUGGUUGUGAUGCUCAUAUUGAAGUAUUCCCAACUUGGGAAGACCUCAUGAACACCAAUGGUAAAUUCCUCAAGGAGAAGCAAGUACCAGUUAGAAAUAGAAGAUGGAUUCUCCAUUGGGUUGAACAAUGGAAACAAGGAAGAAAUCCAGUUUUAAUUUCAAAAUCAAAAUCUAUUGCCAACAGAAAUACAAAGAAGAAUUAA